Messenger RNA from Closterium sp. NIES-67, 705 nucleotides. NCBI's taxonomy places the organism in Eukaryota, Viridiplantae, Streptophyta, Zygnematophyceae, Desmidiales, Closteriaceae. The record is from the annotation of a GenBank genome assembly.
CAAGCACGAUGAUGGCCAACAGAGUGGAGGCAAAGGUUGGAGAAACAGGAUGGGAGGAGAAACAGAAGCAGGCAGCAGCAAAGACAAGGAACGAGGAGAUAGAGAAGUCUGAGGAACCUGAGGGAGAGAAGCAGACAGUAACGACUAUCAACUGGUUUGGUAAGAUUUUGGAGGUUAGCGAAGGAGGAUGGAUAGUACGGGCUGGCGACGAGUUGUUCAGUGAUUGUGAGGGUAUCCUAGAAUGGGCAAGAGAGAUUGGGGACUCUACUGAGGGCGAGGAGUACAGUAAGGAGAAGAAGCAGACCAAUCCUAAUCUGAGGGUUCAGAGUUAUCCAUUCAAGCCUGGUAAGCAGAAGCAGAAAGCCAAGCAGUUGCUGGGGAGUAUGGAGCUGACCUAGCAUGCAAGGAUAAAGACUACUGGGGAGCAGUAAAAGAGAGAAUCACAUGGGAGGUGCGUGGUUGGCAGAACCACAGGGGAGGUUGUUGGAGUGGUUCCGCCACCAACAAUGGACUACUUGUGACUUGGGGUGACGAGGAGAGAAAUGCGGACUUGGGACGAGAAGGAACUAGGAAGCGGGUAUUGCGUGAGCGUGAGGUGUACGGAAAGGGGAGAAGAAAGAGAGAAGAUUGGUGGAAAGAAAGGAGAAUGGUGGUUGAGUGGAAGAAAGGAGUGGAAGUGGCGAGAAACAGAUUGACGUGGGGCAA